Molecule: messenger RNA, 2072 nt
Organism: Colletes gigas
Lineage: Eukaryota; Metazoa; Arthropoda; Insecta; Hymenoptera; Colletidae
Gene: Uck
Product: uridine-cytidine kinase
Exons: 5
Coding region: 315-1127 (270 amino acids)
Cellular component (GO): cytoplasm; cytosol
Molecular function (GO): ATP binding; kinase activity
Source: RefSeq, a predicted model, not a curated record
GAUUUGGUCCAAAAAUCAUAUCGUGUAAACGCGCCGGCACUUAACGUAUGCAGCAUGUGACCGCAUUACGUAGUGCAAUUUAUGCUGCCUGUUCCAAGCAGUAGAAUUUCCGAAUUCCGUGUAUCGUCGCCGUCGAGCUUGUCCCAUCCGAUCACACCACAACGUAAUGCGCGCGCGUGGCUAACAAUUGCAAAUUGUGCCUCCAUUUUUAUCGACACAUCUCUGUUAAGGCUGUUUGUUCACACAAGAAGAGUUCUUUUAACACCAACUUCGGAACCGAUUCAAUUGUAAAACGUACAAGCAAGUUUAUCACGAUGGCAGAUAUGUCAAUGAAUAUCAUUACUCCGCGAAAAAUGUCUUUCGGUAUCAAUGGAAAGCUGAACGGUUUGGAAAGUAAAACACCGUUUUUAAUCGGGGUUUCGGGAGGUACAGCUAGCGGGAAAUCAACUGUUUGCAAACGUAUAAUGGAAAAACUAGGACAAGUUGACAUGGAUCACAUGCAGCGACAAGUUGUUUGCAUUUCACAAGACAGUUUCUAUAGAGACUUAUCGCCGUCAGAGAAAUUGAAAGCGGAGAAAGGUCAAUACAAUUUUGAUCACCCCGACGCAUUUGACAAUGAUAUGAUACUUCAGACAUUACAAGAUAUACUAGCUGGUAUAAAAUGUGAAAUACCGAGCUAUGAUUACAGAACGAACAGCUUAAUAAAAAAUCAGACUACGACGAUCUACCCUGCAGAUGUGGUUUUAUUCGAAGGGAUUUUAGUAUUUUAUUUUCCUAAGAUACGAGAGCUGUUUCAUAUGAAGCUGUUUGUAGAUACGGACUCAGAUACUAGAUUAGCUAGAAGGGUUCCAAGAGAUAUAAAUGAAAGAGGAAGAGACUUGGAUUAUGUGUUGAAUCAGUACAUGAAUUUUGUAAAACCUGCAUUCGAAGAGUUUUGCCUCCCUACAAAGAAGUUUGCUGAUGUAAUAAUACCAAGAGGUGCAGAUAAUACAGUGGCUAUAGACCUUAUAGUGCACCACAUCUGGGACAUUUUGCGUUUGAGAAAGGCUGAAAACUCAUCCGGGCAGCAUCCAUACAUCUGCCAACAUAUGCGUACUUCGACUUCAUUCGACUCGCUCAGCAGAUGAUCUAAACAUAAUUUCCUCAUUUAUAAGCACAACAUUUUUAUAUAUAUCAUACAUUUAUGUAUAAUCAAAUUUGCAGUAACUUUGAAUCCUUUUUUUUCUAAGUAUUUAAUAUGUCGCUUCUAUACUUACAGAACUGUAUUUGUAUUACAUUUAUACUAAGCAACAGAGAAUAUUGCUUUUAAUAAGUGUGCAUCCAUAAGUCAUGUACAUAGGGUAAAAUUAAUUUUACGCUGCUCCUAAAAUAUGGGUGUACUGCAUGAUUAUACAAAGUACCUUGUCCAAACAUUGUAAAAUCGAUUUUGCAUAAUUAUUCAAUUUUAUGUAUAAACUAACAUACUAAAAAGAUGAAAGUAUUACUCACAUGUAUAUAUAUAUGCAGUUAUGCAUGUAUCAAAAAGCUUGGACUUUUUAUACACUUACUCCAAUCAGUUUAACGCUUUCUGCAUCCAUGUAGACGCGAAUUGAAAUUUGAUAUUAAACGAUUUAAACAAGUACGAACGAUAUAACAUUAGCAUAAUUCUUUAAAAUGUAAUAUUUAUAAUUUAAGCGAGUGUUUUUAACAGAGAUUCAAGACUUUCGCGACCGGAGUUUCUGUUAGUAUUUAUGGCUUCCAAAUGGAUGUAGCAUCUAAAUUUAGCAAGUUGCCUAUGAAAAAGGUUCAUAUCGAAGAAAUAAAUCGAAAUGCCAACAAUAUGCUGAAUUUAUACACAGCAUGUUCUAACACUUUUCAAUUGUAUUAUACCCCCCCAUCUCUUUAUGCAGUUUUUUUGUUUCACAGAUGCUCGAAUCAUUUCAAUCCCAAUAAAAAUAUGUCAGUAUUGUAAAAGAAAAUUAUGGUUUGAAUUGUAUGUUUUGAUAUUAAAUUUUGUUUAUAUUGUAAAAUAAAGUAUUAAUAAAGAAAUGAAAUUUCCUGUCACCGAACGAGCGAUCUUUAACCAUUUACUU